This is a messenger RNA of Pteropus alecto (black flying fox), 3934 nucleotides long. It is a transcript of the gene PTPN4, whose product is annotated as protein tyrosine phosphatase, non-receptor type 4. The record is from RefSeq and is a predicted model, not a curated record. The transcript has 27 exons. Gene Ontology annotation, cellular component: cytoplasm; cytoskeleton; cytoplasmic side of plasma membrane. Gene Ontology annotation, biological process: protein dephosphorylation. Gene Ontology annotation, molecular function: cytoskeletal protein binding; protein tyrosine phosphatase activity. Lineage: Eukaryota; Metazoa; Chordata; Mammalia; Chiroptera; Pteropodidae. The coding region runs from base 761 to 3541 and encodes 926 amino acids.
CCUGCGUGUCCCACGGCGCUCUGUCUGGUGCAACCUCUCCAGCUUGUGCUAGCGGGGAAGGGCCUCACCUCUCGCGAGAUCGCUUCCUGUUGCUGCCGCCGCUGCUUUCGGCCGCUGACUGGUGGCGUCUGCGCAGCCGCCAUGUUUGGUUGCUAUGCUGUGGCCUGGGUGACGGGGUGUGCUUGAGGGAGGAGAACGAGACCGAGGAGGAGGAGAAGGAGGCGGGGGCUUGAGCGCCUCUUGCACUCUAACACACAAACGCUGCCCAGGAUUACCCGCCCGCUCACGGCGCGCUGCGCGCUUUUCCGCUCCUCGCGGCCCCCCCACUUUGUCCUCUCAGGAUUCCUGGGUCCCUAGGGGCUGAAUUCAGGGCCUGAGUCUGGGAAGGGAUAGAUUUGGCCUUGGCUGUACAGUCAGAGUUUGGGGGCCAGACCCCCUCACCGGGGCUCCCCUCCCCCACGGCACUUUUAGGGGGUGUGGAUUAUCUCAUCCCCGCAGGGAGGUGGGAGCGCGCGCCCGCUGCCUGUCUCCCUCCGGUCUCCCGGCGGCGCUGGUCCACGGCAGCCCCGCAGUAUGAGGUGGUGCUGGCGGCUCCCGGCCGUGGCGUGGCCGUUGCAGCGGUGGCUGCUGGGGGGCCGCUGAGGGAACCCCCGGGAGCGGCGCGGCGAACGCGCUUCUCCCCGGCGCGCCCGGGCCUCGAGGCUUUUCUUCUCAAGCCGAGAGGACGCGGCUGUGAUACGAAGACCUUGUGCGGACAGUAAUGACCUCACGUUUCCGAUUGCCUGCUGGCAGAACCUACAAUGUACGAGCAUCAGAGUUGGCCCGAGACAGACAGCAUACAGAAGUGGUUUGUAACAUCCUUCUUCUGGAUAACACUGUACAAGCUUUCAAAGUUAAUAAACAUGAUCUGGGGCAAGUUUUGUUGGAUAUAGUCUUCAAGCAUCUUGAUUUGACUGAGCGUGACUAUUUUGGUUUACAGUUGGCUGAUGAUUCUACAGAUAACCCAAGGUGGCUGGAUCCGAACAAACCAAUAAGGAAGCAGCUUAAGAGAGGAUCACCUUACAGUUUGAACUUUAGAGUCAAAUUUUUCGUAAGUGACCCCAACAAGUUGCAAGAAGAAUAUACAAGGUACCAGUAUUUUUUGCAAAUUAAACAAGACAUUCUUACUGGAAGAUUGCCCUGUCCUUAUAAUACUGCUGCCCUUUUGGCUUCAUUUGCUGUUCAGUCUGAACUUGGAGACUACAAUCAGUCAGAAAACUUGCCAGGCUACCUCUCAGAUUAUUCUUUCAUUCCUAAUCAACCUCAAGAUUUUGAAAAAGAAAUUGCAAAAUUACAUCAGCAACAUAUAGGCUUAUCUCCUGCAGAAGCAGAAUUUAAUUACCUGAACACAGCACGUACCUUAGAACUCUAUGGAGUUGAAUUCCACUAUGCAAGGGAUCAAAGUAACAAUGAAAUUAUGAUUGGAGUGAUGUCAGGAGGAAUUCUGAUUUAUAAGAACAGGGUACGAAUGAAUACCUUUCCAUGGUUGAAGAUUGUAAAAAUUUCAUUUAAGUGCAAACAGUUUUUUAUUCAACUUAGAAAAGAAUUGCAUGAAUCUAGAGAAACAUUAUUGGGAUUUAAUAUGGUGAACUACAGAGCAUGCAAAAAUUUGUGGAAAGCAUGUGUAGAACAUCACACAUUCUUCCGUUUGGACAGACCGCUUCCACCUCAAAAGAAUUUUUUUGCACAUUAUUUUACAUUAGGUUCAAAAUUUCGUUACUGCGGGAGAACCGAAGUCCAGUCAGUGCAGUAUGGCAAAGAAAAGGCAAAUAAAGACAGGGUAUUUGCAAGAUCCCCAAGUAAGCCCUUGGCACGGAAAUUAAUGGAUUGGGAAGUAGUAAGCAGAAAUUCAAUAUCUGAUGACAGGUUAGAAACACAAAGCCUUCCAUCACGAUCUCCACCUGGAACUCCUAAUCAUCGAAAUUCUGCAUUCACACAAGAGGGAUCCCGGUUACGACCAUCUUCAGUUGGUCAUUUGGUAGACCAUGUGGUUCACACUUCCCCAAGUGAAGUAUUCGUGAAUCACAGAUCACCAUCUUCAACGCAAGCUAAUAGCAUCGUUCUGGAAUCAUCACCAUCACAAGAGACCCCUGGAGAUGGGCAGCCUCCAGCUUUACCACCCAAACAAUCGAAGAAAAAUAGUUGGAACCAAAUUCAUUAUUCACAUUCUCAACAAGAUCUGGAAAACCAUAUUAAUGAACCAUUUGAUGUUCCAUCUUCACCUGAAAAAUCUACUCCUAAUGGUGGUAUUCCACAUGAUAAUCUUGUUCUAAUCAGAAUGAAACCUGAUGAAAAUGGGAGAUUUGGAUUCAAUGUGAAGGGAGGAUAUGAUCAGAAGAUGCCUGUGAUCGUGUCCCGAGUAGCACCAGGAACACCUGCUGACCUCUGUGUCCCUCGAUUGAAUGAAGGGGACCAAGUUGUACUGAUCAAUGGUCGGGACAUUGCAGAACAUACCCAUGAUCAGGUUGUCCUGUUUAUUAAAGCUAGCUGCGAAAGACAUUCUGGGGAACUUGUACUUCUAGUUCGACCUAAUGCUGUAUAUGAUGUAGUGGAAGAAAAGCUAGAAAAUGAGCCAGACUUCCAGUACAUUCCUGAAAAAGCCCCACUAGAUAGUGUCCAUCAGGAUGACCAUUCCUUGCGCGAGUCGAUGAUUCAGCUAGCUGAGGGCCUUAUCACUGGAACAGUCUUGACACAAUUUGAUCAACUAUAUCGGAAAAAACCUGGAAUGACAAUGUCUUGUGCCAAAUUACCUCAGAAUAUUUCCAAAAAUAGAUACAGAGAUAUUUCGCCUUAUGAUGCUACACGGGUCAUUUUAAAGGGUAAUGAAGACUAUAUCAAUGCAAAUUAUAUAAAUAUGGAAAUUCCUUCUUCUAGCAUUAUAAAUCAGUACAUUGCUUGUCAAGGGCCAUUACCACACACUUGUACAGAUUUUUGGCAGAUGACUUGGGAACAAGGCUCCUCUAUGGUUGUAAUGUUAACCACACAAGUUGAACGUGGCAGAGUUAAAUGUCACCAAUAUUGGCCAGAACCCACAGGAAGUUCAUCCUAUGGAUGCUACCAAGUCACCUGCCACUCAGAAGAAGGAAAUACUGCAUACAUCUUCAGGAAAAUGACACUAUUUAACCAAGAGAAAAAUGAGAGUCGUCAACUCACUCAGAUCCAGUACAUCGCCUGGCCUGACCAUGGUGUCCCUGAUGAUUCAAGUGAUUUUCUGGAUUUUGUUUGUCAUGUACGAAAUAACAGGGCUGGCAAGGAAGAACCUAUUGUUGUUCAUUGCAGUGCUGGAAUUGGAAGAACUGGAGUUCUUAUUACUAUGGAAACAGCCAUGUGUCUCAUUGAAUGCAACCAACCAGUUUAUCCACUAGACAUUGUAAGAACAAUGAGAGAUCAACGAGCCAUGAUGAUCCAAACACCUAGUCAAUACAGAUUUGUAUGUGAAGCUAUUUUGAAAGUUUAUGAAGAAGGAAUUGUUAAACCCUUAACAACAUCAUCAAAUAAAUAAGAAAGCAAAAGACUUGGGAUAUGUGUUGGAAAACCGCUUUCCAUUGUAUUCACUAUGCCAUAAUACUGCUUGCAGGAAAUGGCAUCUAAACAAACAAACAAAAAAAAAUGAAGAACUAACAAAAACUGAAAACUUCAGCACUGUUGCACUUUAUGUUUAAAAAGUCACUCUUUCAAAACCUAUAAUUCAUGUGUUUGAAGACUAUUUCAUGCUUUGCUCCGAACACAUAGUGAAUAACUGAGUAUGUUCAGGGUAAUUUAUGAAAUUUUGAGGUGGUGCCAUGCAGUCCCCUUCUGAUAGAAUUGCCACAAACAAGGCUCAGAAUUCUUAUCAUCUCUGUUACACACUUGUAUUUUGAAAGCAAAAAGAAGUAAACAUCAGAAGUCAGCUCUG